UUUUUUUAAGGAAACAUUAACUUUAACACACGUAUUAAUUGAAUGUCAUGAGGCUGCCAGGAGAGAAACUCCCAGAAAAUAAAAUUCAGCGUUUUACUGCUGGGCUAAACCUGUGCAGGCUGCAAAGCCUCAGUUACUCACUCAAGGCAGAAAGCCUCACUCCUUUUGCCAUUCACUUGGGAGAAUGAAUAAAUUUAGGCAAAUCAGGAGCAGGGCAAAUCUGGAGAAAUUACAAAGGGGAGGAGUUCACCUUCCUGCUAUGGCUUUCAGGUCUGUCCUGGGCUACUUACUCCAGUAUAAAACUGAGAGCAGAAAUAUGAUCACAUCCUGAGGAGUCUAAUCAAUUCUGGUUUCAACACUGAGCCUAUUUAAACUAGAGAAUGGAAUUGCUGCUCCUUGCUCUCUCCUGCCUGCACUUUCUCAAGACAGAGGCUGUAGGCCACUGGUGCUAUCGGUCCCAGAAGUGUGAGCAGCCACAGUGUGAAGAUCCUCCUCGAUGGCACCUGGUGAACAAGGAGUGCAAGGGGAACAAACAGUCCCCUGUCAACAUUGUCACCCAAAAUGUGGUUUUUGACAAGAGCCUCAAGCCCCUGACUUUUGAGGGGUACGACGUGAAGGGCUCAGCCAAGUGGCUCCUGGAAAAUAAUGGUCACACAGUUAAAGUGACACUAAACUCAUCCCCUAAAUUCGGAGGAGGAGGCCUGAGGAGGAAAUACAAGGCAGUAGAAUUCCAUUUGCACUGGGGAGUCCCAGGGGAGCCACAAACCAUCCCUGGCUCAGAGCACAGCAUAGAUGGGGAGAAACACCCCAUGGAGCUUCAUGUUGUGCACAUCAGAGAAGAUGUUGCAGAUGUGACAGAAGCCAAGAAAACUCCAGAGGGUUUGGCUGUGCUGGCCUUUUUUGUGAAGGCUGCUGAACAAAAUAAAAACUAUGCAACUCUUCUGAGUGAAUUAGAGAAUGUCAAAUUCAAAGGGAACACAGCACAGAUGGACCCUUUGCCACUGAUGUCUCUGCUCCCAGCUGAAGAAGACCUUGGGAAGUACUACAGGUAUGAGGGGUCCCUCACCACCCCUGACUGCCACGAGGGAGUCAUCUGGACCAUAUUUGAGAAGCCAGUGGAGCUCAGCCUGGCCCAGCUUUUCCAGUUUGCAGCACUGCACUUUGACUCCAGCAACUCCUCGGCCAUGACGGAGAAUUUCCGGCCGCCGCAGCCCCUGAACGGGCGCAGGGUGCUCUGGUCAGGGAGCAGCAUCCCCCUGCCCCUGGCACAGCUGCUGCUGCUGGCCCUGGCUCUGAGCUGCACCCUCAGCUCCCUGUGCCACUGAGCCCUUCCCACCCCAUCCACGCCCUGCUCCUUUAGUUCUUGUUAUUGUUUUUGCUGUUCUUUGUCUCAGCCUCUGAUGGAUUGUGUCCCAAUACAGAAUAGCCUUGUUCCCCUCCAGACAUGAACCAAGGGCUUCUGUGCUGCUCUGGUGGAACCCAAACCACCAGAACUUAGAGGAGCAGGGAGAUAAAGCAAUGAAAAUGCAAUUUUUAAAGCCAAUACACUUAGAGAAAUUGCAUUUUGUCCCAUUACAGAAUAGCCUUGUCCUCCUCCAGACAUGAACCAAGAGCUUCUGUGCUGCUCUGGUGGAACCCAAACCAUCACAUAAAGCAGUUUUUAAAAGCCAGUACACUUAGAGAAAUUGGAUUAUCCUGUAGUUUUAACCCAGCACUGGAAGGAGCUGCACAGAGACCCUUGGACAGAAAUCUGUUCUUAAGUGCCUGUGAAGGGGUUGGAGCAUGUUUACAUUCAACACUGCAAAUCUGGCAGGGAAAUGUGGAGUAAACCCUCCAGUCCCACACUGUCCUACCUGAAGGUACAACACAGCAAAGAUAAAAUGCUCACACACAACCCAGCAGCAUCUGGCUCAUCCCCUCAGGGAAGGGCACUCACCCAACACACAAACCCCUCCUUCCUCCAGAACAUCUCAGUUAAUUUCAGAUUCCUUCCCCCGUCUCCUGCUGGGGCUGUCAGCUCCCUCUGUUAUUUAUUCAUCCUUCUCUGGGAUGCCAUGGCCAAUGUGAUGUGCUGGGAAGCAACAAGGGAGGCUGAUCCCCACGGACCAGAGGCACAUCUGUGGAAAUUCCCUCUCUUUGAGGGCUGCUUUUCAAGCAGGACACUCUGAUGAUCCCUUGUAGUUGUAAUUUGCCUGAUAAAAUAGGACAGCUCAAGAAAUAGCUCUUUCUUAUAUAUAAAUAUAUAUAAAUAUAUAUAUAUAUAUUUCUUUUAUAUAUGUAAUUUUUUAUAGUAGCAUACCUGGAAUAUUCACAUAUGGUCAAGAUUCAUAGUUUUUUCCAAAAAAAUUGUGGUUUGAAGAAAUUUCUUCAGAUCUUACCCAAUUAGUUAUAAAAAACACAUUGGGAAAUGGGGUUUCCUUUUAUUAUUCCAGGUCUCUCUCUGAAGAGGGACAUAACAUUUCUCUUUGGUUAGUGCCAUAUAGCAUUUUACAGCUUCUUUUAGGAUUUUAGAUUUUGGCCACACCAAAAUAGGAUUUCAUAUUAGCAGAUUUGUAUUUUUUUUCCUCAAAGGGCAAUGUUUGCAGAGAUGACUUUAUAUAUUUUCAGGAAAAUGCUGGCAGUGAGAUCAACCACAGCUCACCAAAGGGAGGGUGAAAUUAUUUUCAUAUUAUCAAUGAGUAAAGCUUUAAAAAAAAACUCCACAUGGGAAAACAAAUGAACCUAUUUAAGUUUAAAAGAAAGAUUAAUACUUUAACUGUAUUUUUAUGUAACUGAAAACCUUUGGAGGAGCAAACAGAAAUGAAAUAUUAAAGGUGAACAACAAACUUGUA
Oenanthe melanoleuca is the source of this 2831-nucleotide messenger RNA. RefSeq names its product carbonic anhydrase 4 (gene CA4). Gene Ontology annotation, cellular component: plasma membrane. NCBI's taxonomy places the organism in Eukaryota, Metazoa, Chordata, Aves, Passeriformes, Muscicapidae. The transcript has 8 exons. Bases 381 to 1325 code for a protein of 314 amino acids. Gene Ontology annotation, molecular function: zinc ion binding; carbonate dehydratase activity. The record is from RefSeq and is a predicted model, not a curated record.